UUCAUGCAUUGCUGUUAUAUCAGUUAUGGUACGGUUAAAUUGUUCCAAACAACGCGUUCCCCGCAGUGACACCAUGCGCUUUCUCUGUCUAUUUCUGGCUUCAUGCCUCUGCAGCGUGGUUGCUGCUCAGAGGGAUGACCAAUACGAUGUUGUGGGUGUCUCCUGCGGACGCGACGAAGUCGUCAGCUGCAUGCUUGUCCAGUGCACAGCAGGCAGCUUCUGUCCGGCGGCACAGUACUGCUACGAUCCGAAAUGCGUUUGCCGUCGGGGCUAUCGGCGGGUGCGCGGUGCUUGUCAGCCCAAGCACAAGACCCAUCAGCUGGCUAGCGAUACCCGCAACGCGGCCUUGCUGCAAACACAUUUCCGAGAGAAUUUUCACUUUUAA
Messenger RNA from Drosophila guanche, 385 nucleotides. RefSeq lists its product as uncharacterized. The record is from RefSeq and is a predicted model, not a curated record. The transcript is spliced from 2 exons. Bases 26 to 385 code for a protein of 119 amino acids. Lineage: Eukaryota; Metazoa; Arthropoda; Insecta; Diptera; Drosophilidae.